Messenger RNA from Populus trichocarpa (black cottonwood), 3491 nucleotides. Its product is annotated as homeobox protein HAT3.1. Gene Ontology annotation, biological process: chromatin organization; regulation of DNA-templated transcription. The coding region runs from base 289 to 3081 and encodes 930 amino acids. Gene Ontology annotation, molecular function: chromatin binding; DNA binding. The transcript has 9 exons. Gene Ontology annotation, cellular component: nucleus. Lineage: Eukaryota; Viridiplantae; Streptophyta; Magnoliopsida; Malpighiales; Salicaceae. The record is from RefSeq and is a predicted model, not a curated record.
CGAAAGCGCACAUUAGCAGGAACGGAAAGCCCUCUUUUUUUCUUAGCGACGGUGGCCCUGAUUUAGAGGCUUCUUUUACUCUCCACCACCACCACAAUCAACCGCUUUUUUCUUCUUCUUGUUCGCUCGUCACAAAUUCUCCCUCUCUCUUUCCAAAUCAAAACUACUGUGCAGAAACUGCUACUAUAUGCAGCAAAAAUAAAAUGCUAAGUAGUUUUGAGGGAAGACCCUUCAAAUACAAAGUUGGAUUUUGAAUUCUAGAGAGCUGAUAUAUUUUACUUAAAGCCUAUGUCCGAGGCUGAGCACAUGGGUGUUUCUCCAUCAAAAGUUUCUCAUACUAAAAGUUAUUCAUGCCCUGCACAAACUACACUGGAAAAUACGCAUGAACCCAGUGCUGAAUACAAGUUUGGUGGAUAUCCGGAAGAGAGACAUAAGCUUGAGUGUGAAAUCAUACAAACUGAAGCUGGAGAUAACAGGGCUGCAGUUCUCCAAUCUUGUUCUGGUGAAGUUGUGCAACCAUCUACUGACGAUUUAACAAAAAGUCCUCUUAUUGAUUUGGACCCACCUCCUGACGAUGCAAGGAGUGCUCUGUUUGAUAAUAGUCCAAGACCUAUAUCAACCGCUAUGGAUCAGAAACUUGAGCCAGGUGCUACAAGUGUGAAUACUGCUUGUGUGCAUAGUGAAUCAUCAAAAGCAAUUGACUCUAGUAUUCUACUGGAUGAACCUAGGAAUAGCAACACAGAAUUGUCAAGCUGCAUUGCAAAUGAAACCUCACAAGCAUCACUUGAAGGUCUAGCCAAUGAUUCUCGUGCUGAAGAUGCAGGACUGUCACUUGUAGAGGCAAGCAAUAGUGACCUGAUUGAUGAAAGUUCAUACUCUCAACAAACUACAUCUGGACAGACACGUGAGUUUCAUUCUGACAGAGCUUGUUGUAAACCAUUGGAAGAAAGACAGAAGCCCGGCUCUGAACUUGCAGAAAAUGAAUCAAUGGAAAUUGGCAUUGGAUUACCCAGUGGUAUUGCUAUUGAGAAUUUGGAGCCGCUUACUGAACUUGUGACCAAGAGUUGUCCUAUCAAACAUAUAGGCUUGCCUCCUGGUGAUGACAUCAGCAUUCCUGCAAAUGAACAAAUAAGACCUACUCAUGAUAAGGAGUCCAAAUACCCUGAUUGUGAACAUUUGGAAAAGCUAUCUGGAAUUGUGAUUGGUAUUACUAGUCAAGGUGUACCCAGUGUUAAGAGAACUUCAAAAUUGUCAGGGAAGAAAUAUACAAGUUCUUCGAGAAAAAGUGAUAGAGUUCUCCGGUCAAAUUCACAAGAGAAACCUAAAGCUCCCGAGUCGAGUAAUAAUUCUACUAAUGUUAAUUCCACUGGUGAGGAAAAAGGGAAAAGGAGGAAAAAGAGAAGAGGGAAAAGUAUAGUGGCUGAUGAAUAUUCCAGAAUCAGGGCACGUCUUAGGUACUUGUUGAAUCGGAUGAGCUAUGAGCAAAGCUUGAUCACUGCUUAUUCCGGGGAAGGCUGGAAAGGACUUAGCCUAGAAAAGUUAAAACCUGAGAAGGAGUUGCAACGGGCCACAUCUGAAAUCAUCAGACGCAAAGUGAAAAUAAGGGAUUUAUUUCAACAUAUUGAUUCACUAUGCGGUGAAGGAAGGUUCCCAGCAUCUUUGUUUGAUUCUGAAGGACAAAUUGACAGUGAGGAUAUAUUCUGUGCAAAAUGUGGAUCCAAAGAUUUGACUGCUGAUAAUGAUAUUAUACUAUGUGAUGGUGCUUGCGACCGAGGGUUUCAUCAAUUCUGUUUGGUACCACCAUUGUUAAGAGAAGACAUUCCUCCUGGUGAUGAGGGCUGGUUAUGCCCUGGAUGUGAUUGCAAAGUUGACUGCAUUGACUUGCUUAAUGACUCUCAAGGAACAAAUAUAUCUAUCAGUGACAGAUGGGAUAAUGUUUUCCCCGAGGCAGCUGCAGUAGCAUCUGGACAAAAACUCGACUACAACUUUGGAUUGUCUUCUGAUGAUUCUGAUGAUAAUGAUUAUGAUCCUGAUGGUCCAGAUAUUGACGAGAAGAGUCAGGAGGAAUCAAGCUCUGACGAAUCUGACUUCAGUUCUGCGUCUGAUGAAUUUGAGGCUCCACCUGAUGAUAAACAGUACUUGGGGCUCCCUUCUGAUGAUUCAGAGGAUGAUGACUAUGAUCCUGAUGCUCCAGUUCUCGAGGAGAAGCUGAAGCAGGAAAGUUCCAGUUCUGAUUUUACUUCGGACUCUGAGGAUCUUGAUGCCACUCUUAAUGGUGAUGGGUUGUCUUUAGGAGAUGAAUACCACAUGCCUAUUGAACCUCAUGAAGAUUCUAAUGGGCGAAGAUCGAGAUUUGGUGGAAAGAAGAAUCAUUCUUUAAACAGCAAGCUUUUAUCCAUGCUAGAACCAGAUUCUCACCAAGAAAAGUCUGCACCUGUUUCUGGAAAAAGAAAUAUUGAAAGAUUGGACUACAAGAAGCUCUAUGAUGAAACAUAUGGAAACAUUUCUACUUCAAGUGAUGAUGAUUACACUGAUACUGUUGCACCAAGGAAGAGGAGGAAAAACACUGGAGAUGUUGCUAUGGGGAUAGCAAAUGGAGAUGCUUCUGUUACUGAGAAUGGAUUGAAUAGCAAGAAUAUGAAUCAGGAAUUAAAGAAGAAUGAACAUACUUCUGGGAGAACUCACCAAAACUCGAGCUUUCAAGAUACAAAUGUUUCCCCAGCAAAAACACAUGUUGGCGAAUCUCUCUCUGGUUCUAGCAGUAAAAGAGUUAGGCCCUCUGCUUAUAAAAAACUUGGAGAAGCUGUAACUCAGAAACUGUACAGUUUCUUCAAGGAAAAUCGGUAUCCUGACCAAGCUGCAAAGGCAAGUUUGGCAGAAGAGCUAGGAAUUACUUUUGAGCAGGUUAACAAGUGGUUCAUGAAUGCUCGUUGGAGCUUCAACCAUUCAUCACCUGAAGGUACAAGUAAAGCUGAAAGUGCUUCAGGAAAGGGUAGCUGUGAUGGGCAUGUGAGGGAUAGUGAAUCGAAGAACCAAAAGAGCAAUAAACAAAAAACUAGUACCCCAAAAUCUAGGAGAUAGUGUGAAGUAGAUCUUCAAAAAUAUUUUAUUGAAUCAAGAAUGGAGGAAGCCGAGGUCUCCUUUCAAUUUGCACAAAACUCUUGUGCAAAUUGUUGGUCGGGAAAUCCAUUUUAUUCUAUGAUCCUAGUAGACGAACUGACCAUUUACCUUCUGCAAGAACAAGAUGCUAGGAGAUAAUAUACUGGUUUUAUUGCCAACGACUGACUCUGCCAUGAAGGUGACCCCAAGACUCUACUGUUGUGCUGCAAUUGGUGAUUCGCUCAUUGCUGUUUUCUUUUAUUAGUAAGUUGCCUUAUUUUAAUUCAACUCCAUUCACAAGGAAUUUUACAAUAAAAAAAUGUUGAGCGAGUCCAGCUCAUCAUCAAUACCUUUAUUUUUCAUUUUUUAAUGAGAUUAUAAUUUGUUCUCUA